AUGGCUCAAAUUGAGACCGUGUUGCUGGGGGUGCACUCCAUCAAGGCCAAAAAAGACAAGUCCAGGCAGGUCAUAAAGGUUAAGAAGCGUUUUCCUCAUCCCCAGUAUGUUUCAGCUACAAAGGUCAAUGACCUCAUGUUGCUCAAGCUUGACAAAUCUGUGAAGGAAACCAAGACGGUGAAGUGUCUUAAGUUGGAUGAUGCCAUCAAAGAUCCGGCAGCUGGGACCAGCUGCAUGGUGGCAGGAUGGGGCCAAACAAACGAGGAUGUUAUGGAAAUGUCCGACGUCUUGAUGUCCGUCAAUGUGACUGUGGUCGACAGAGAGAAGUGCAACUCUGCUAAAUAUUACAACAGCAAACCCGUGAUCACCAGCGACAUGAUAUGUGCCGGUUCAGACGGGAAGAGGAUUGCUGACAGUUGUUGGGGGGAUUCAGGAGGCCCACUGAUGUGCAGCGGAGGGCUGGUUGGAGUCACUUCUUUCGGAAGAGGGUGUGGCCGGAUUAAAAAGCCAGGAGUGUACUCGUAUCUCACAGAGGAACAACUCAGCUGGAUCAAAAAGACAAUGAAGAAGUCUGACAUUUAAUGAGCACCCGCUGUGAAGGAUUUUGUAUUUGCGACCAUGUUAAUCAAUUCUAUGUGAGGUGAUACGAGGGAGAUUUCUGCUUCUGCUGCAAUAAAACAGGCCAAGGUGAUUUUAUUUUGAAAUCUAAACUGGAGAGACACAUGUUUAUCAUGAAAGCAAAUCGCCAAAGGGACAUUAUUGAGUCCUUCAACCAGACUGAUGUCAACCAGACAGAUUCACCACUUCCUGCAUCAAGAGCCUAAAUUGAAACUGAGGCUUCAGCUCAAGUCUUGUGGAAAAUAAGUGUUGUAAUAAAGAUAAAUUCUGGGCCAUGAAGUAUUAUCUAAUCAUCACUGAUCCAUGUUCUUAUACUGUGUUAAAACCCCACACCAACAUUUCUGUCGUCAUAGAGACAGAGGCCGAAAUAAAGAGGGCACAUGGUCUGUCUGUCUUUCUCUCUCAGCUUUUCUUUCUCUCAGCUGACUCUUUUACGUUUUGUUCUCCCUCCCAGCGCCGUGUUUUCUCUGGUUUCAGGGUCCUAAGAUCAGUGUUCAAAUAAAAACAAAUCAUUUUA
This is a messenger RNA of Hippoglossus stenolepis (Pacific halibut), 1135 nucleotides long. Its product is annotated as granzyme A-like. The record is from RefSeq and is a predicted model, not a curated record. The transcript has 4 exons. Gene Ontology annotation, biological process: proteolysis. Gene Ontology annotation, molecular function: serine-type endopeptidase activity. Bases 1 to 582 code for a protein of 193 amino acids. NCBI's taxonomy places the organism in Eukaryota, Metazoa, Chordata, Actinopteri, Pleuronectiformes, Pleuronectidae.